GCCGGGCCGAGCCGAGGCUAAAGGGAGGCGGCCGGGGCUGAGGGGAGGAGUCGGCGCUUCGUCUUGGCGGCAGCCGCAGCGCCAUGGGCUCCGAGAAGGACUCCGAGUCCCCGCGCUCCACGUCCCUGCCCGCGGCCGCGCCGGACCCCAAGUGCCGGGGCGGCGGCAGGCGGCGGCACCGCUUCCUCUCCAGCUUCGUCCUCCUCCCCGCGGGCCGCGGCCGCCGGGCCCGCGCCAAACCCCCGCCGCCGGCCCUGGCUCCGGCCGAGCCCCCAGCGCCGCCGCCGCCGCCACCGCCGCCGGCCCCUCCUGAGGCGCCUCCCUCCGAGCCCGCCCCGGAGGCCGAGGCCGUGGCCGCCGUGCCUGCGGCGGUGGCGGCUGCGGCGGCGGCGGGCGAGGAGGGCCCCGAGUCCGGCGGCGACGAGGUGGAGUGCCCGCUGUGCCUGGUGCGCCUGCCGCCCGAGCGCGCCCCGCGCCUGCUGAGCUGCCCGCACCGGUCGUGCCGAGACUGCCUCCGCCACUACCUGCGGCUGGAGAUCAGCGAGAGCCGCGUGCCGGUCAGCUGCCCCGAGUGCAGCGAGCGCCUCAACCCGCACGACAUCCGCCUGCUGCUCGCAGACCCGCCUCUCAUGCACAAGUACGAGGAGUUCAUGCUGCGCCGCUACCUGGCCUCGGACCCGGACUGCCGCUGGUGCCCGGCGCCGGACUGCGGCUAUGCCGUCAUUGCCUAUGGCUGUGCCAGCUGCCCAAAGUUGACCUGCGAGAGGGAAGGCUGCCAGACUGAAUUCUGCUACCACUGCAAGCAGAUAUGGCAUCCGAAUCAAACGUGCGAUAUGGCCCGUCAGCAGAGAGCACAGACUCUGCGGGUACGGACCAAGCACACUUCAGGUCUCAGUUAUGGCCAAGAAUCCGGGCCAGCGGAUGAUAUCAAGCCAUGCCCACGCUGCAGCGCAUAUAUCAUCAAGAUGAAUGAUGGGAGCUGCAAUCACAUGACCUGUGCAGUGUGUGGCUGCGAGUUCUGUUGGCUCUGUAUGAAGGAAAUCUCAGACUUGCAUUACCUCAGCCCCUCUGGCUGUACCUUUUGGGGCAAGAAGCCAUGGAGUCGUAAGAAGAAGAUCCUUUGGCAGCUGGGCACCUUGAUUGGCGCUCCAGUGGGCAUUUCCCUCAUUGCUGGCAUUGCCAUUCCUGCCAUGGUCAUUGGCAUCCCUGUUUAUGUUGGCAGAAAGAUCCACAGCAGGUAUGAGGGAAAGAAGACUUCAAAGCACAAGAGAAAUUUAGCCAUCACAGGUGGUGUGACCUUGUCAGUCAUUGCAUCCCCGGUUAUUGCUGCUGUUAGUGUUGGUAUUGGUGUCCCUAUUAUGCUGGCAUAUGUCUAUGGGGUCGUACCCAUUUCUCUCUGUCGUGGAGGAGGUUGUGGAGUUAGCACUGCCAAUGGAAAAGGUGUGAAAAUUGAAUUUGAUGAAGAUGAUGGUCCCAUCACAGUGGCUGAUGCCUGGCGAGCCCUGAAGAACCCCAGCAUUGGGGAGAGUAGCAUUGAAGGUCUGACCAGUGUGCUGAGUACCAGCGGGAGCCCCACAGAUGGACUCAGUGUCAUGCAGGGCAACUAUAGUGAGACAGCCAGCUUUGCAGCUCUCUCAGGGGGUACUUUGAGUGGGGGAGUUCUCUCCAGUGGCAAGGGAAAGUACAGCAGGUUAGAAGUCCAAGCUGAUAUCCAAAAGGAAAUUUUCCCCAAAGAUACGGCCAGUCUUGGCGCCAUUAGUGACAACGCCAGCACUCGUGCAAUGGCUGGUUCCAUAAUCAGUUCCUACAACCCCCAGGACAGAGAGUGCAACAAUAUGGAAAUCCAAGUGGACAUUGAGGCCAAACCUAGCCACUAUCAGCUGGUUAGUGGAAGUAGCACAGAGGACUCUCUACACGUUCAUGCCCAGAUGGUAGAGAAUGAGGAAGGCAGUGAAGAGGAUCCACCAUGCAAACACCAAAGCUGUGAUCAUAAAGACUGCAUUGCCAGCAAAACCUGGGACAUCACCUUGGCACAGCCCGAGAGUAUCAGGAGCGACUUGGAGAGCUCGGACACACAGUCAGAUGAUGUGCCGGACAUCACAUCAGAUGAAUGUGGUUCCCCUCGCUCCCAGACUGCAGCCCACCCCCAUAGUCCCCGAGCCAGAGGCGCACAGAGCCCAAGUGCCCAUAUGAACCACUGUGCCCAAGCGGAGGGGCAUAAGUCAGAGGAAAUGGUCUUGAAGCUGGAAGGCGUGGAAGUCAGAGUAUGAAGUCAAAGGCUCCUGUCUGCAGAAGCACACUUGUAACUGCAUCUCUUGGAAACUUUUUUAGUUAAUGUAUUUUAUUUCAAAUAUUCUCUGGUCACAGGUUUACCCCAGUGUAGCUCUGGGAAAGAUGCCAUUUCUUACAAGAUAAAACAUGAAAAUUUUACCCCCUUGGUUCUACCCUCCCUGUCCCUUCCCUCCCCCUCUUUUUUUUUAGUUUUAAUUUAUUGGUUAAACCGCUGGUGGUGAUCCGUGAGGUGUGUCAGAGUGUAUAUAUGUAUGUGUGUGUAUAUUGUAUGUAUGCAAACAUAUUACUGAAGGACACAUUUUAAUAAAGAUUUCUGUUGUAAUCCUG
Trichosurus vulpecula (common brushtail) is the source of this 2619-nucleotide messenger RNA. It is a transcript of the gene RNF19B, whose product is annotated as ring finger protein 19B. NCBI's taxonomy places the organism in Eukaryota, Metazoa, Chordata, Mammalia, Diprotodontia, Phalangeridae. Gene Ontology annotation, cellular component: cytoplasm; ubiquitin ligase complex. The transcript has 9 exons. Gene Ontology annotation, molecular function: ubiquitin protein ligase activity; ubiquitin conjugating enzyme binding; zinc ion binding. Gene Ontology annotation, biological process: ubiquitin-dependent protein catabolic process; positive regulation of proteasomal ubiquitin-dependent protein catabolic process; protein polyubiquitination. The record is from RefSeq and is a predicted model, not a curated record. The coding region runs from base 84 to 2270 and encodes 728 amino acids.